AUGGCGUUAAAUCAAGAAGAAAAAUUGUUUUCUGAAGAAAAGCUUGAUGAUGGGUGUUCAAUUGAGGAAUUUCUGGAUAGAAAGGGUAAAAAUCUGGACCAAUCUGUUGAAUCUGAUUCCGAGAAGGUGUGUGAAGAUAUUGGUGAUAUUUUGCCUAAUGAUCCCUUCGGUAUGGGGGUUACUGUAGGUUUACCUACCGAUCCAUUUGGUAUGGAUUUCAAUAUUGGCGCCACUGUCGCUGCAAUAACGGGUUGGAUUGAGGAUAUUGAGAAGGAUUUUGGGAGAAAGAGUUCUGGGUUCGAGAAGGGUGAAGCUUCUGAGGAUAAAAAGGCCGAUAACAAAUUAUUUGCCGGACUGAAUUUUAUUUUGAGCAGCUCCGUGAAGUUUGAAUCUGAAGUAGGAGAUGAAAAGGUAGUCGAUCAGAACUCAGUUGAUUUGGUUAUGGAUUCUGAUAAUGAUUUGGAUCAUGAUUUGUAUGAACACCAUCUGUUGGGUGGUAAUAUAGAGGAGUUAAUACGUUUUGGAUGUGAAAAAUAUUCGAUAUCGAGUGACGAUAAGAAAGCAAACGAACUUGUCACAAAUUGUAAUGAUGGCAAUGAAGGUGCUCCGCCUGAUGCUUUGUUCUUUGCACUUGGUUAUCUUGGUGUGAGGGACCUACUUUCUGUUGAAAGGGUUUGCAGAUCUCUGCGGGAUGCUGUUCAGAAUGAUCCCCUUUUGUGGAGAGAUAUUCAAAUAGAUUACCCAUUGAAUGUUAAGAUCACUGAUGAUGCUCUUGUGGAGUUAACGGACAGGGCUCAAGGGACUCUUCGCAGCCUCAACCUUGUCGACUGCUUCAAGAUCAAGGAUUCGGGUCUGAAAAGGGUGCUCGAAAAAAACCCGAGGUUGACCAAGUUAAGCGUACCGGGAUGCAUUAAACUUAGCAUUGAAGGUGUUUUGUCUAACUUAAAGUUCUUCAAGUCUUCCGGCAAGACUGGUAUCGAGCAUCUGAGAAUCGGUGGAAUUUGCAUUAUAAAAGAUGAUCAAUUAGAAGAGUUGAGGCUUUUAAUAGGUGCAGAUAAGGACAAACAGGGCAGUGCCAACAAACCGCGUUUCUAUUGUUAUGGGCAGUUGUAUCUAUCAUUGGAUGAUGAAUGUGCGAUUGACGUUGAAACGUGUCCGAGAUGCCAGCAAGUGAGACUAGUCUAUGAUUGUCCAGCCGAGAGUUGCCAGAAAAAGCCCCUCACCUCACAAUCAUGCAAAGGUUGCACUUUUUGCAUUGCUCGCUGUAUCAAUUGUGGGCGCUGUCUAAAUGAUACUGAUUACGAGGAGACAUUCUGUCUGGACUUGAUUUGUCUGGGUUGCUGGAUGGAUAUCUUGAAUUGUCAGGAGGGAGUCAUGCUUUCACCGAGAAACGCUUAUGUUCAUCAGCAGGCGAGUUACUGCUUUUACCUCUAUGGCUAA
Molecule: messenger RNA, 1440 nt
Organism: Fraxinus pennsylvanica
Lineage: Eukaryota; Viridiplantae; Streptophyta; Magnoliopsida; Lamiales; Oleaceae
Source: the annotation of a GenBank genome assembly